Tuber aestivum (summer truffle) is the source of this 1475-nucleotide messenger RNA. NCBI's taxonomy places the organism in Eukaryota, Fungi, Ascomycota, Pezizomycetes, Pezizales, Tuberaceae. The record is from the annotation of a GenBank genome assembly.
AUGCUGACCAAAUUUCUUGGCGACGGCGACGACGACGACCAAGGGUACUUCUCAUGUUGGGCGCAGAAGUACGCAUCCCUUAAGAGCUUUAGCAAUCCUAAAGAAGCAGAUAUUCCCAAGCGGUUAGUAUACGCUUGCAUGUUCGGUUUGAAUGAGCUGGUUUCGGAUCUACUCGAGAAAGGGCAUGACAUCAAUGCCAUUGAUACGGAAUUUGGGUCACCUCGAAUAGUUGUCAUUAGUGGCGGUCACGUGGUGCUGGUCAGGUGUUUGAUAGAGCAUGCACCAGACAUUAAUCACCCCUUUGGCGGCCUAGAAACACCUUUGCAGGCAGCGGUUCUCUCCAGAAAUCGCGAAAUAGUUGAGAUGCUCUCGUCCAAUUGUGCCCAUGUUAACGCCGUAGGUGGAGCUCACGGAACAUCACUUCAAGCCGCUGUUUACAUCGGCCAAGAAUGGGCUGUGGAGCUGCUUGUGGAGGGAAAAGUAGGUUUAGAGACAGAAGGAUAUGGGGCUCCCCGGAGCGCCGAUGGAAGGGAGGGGGAGGGGGGGAAGGCUCUUUUAGGACAGACUCCGGGGAGACGGAAACCACUGCGGGCACAAUUUGUGAGAAUCUCGGACACCCACUCUUAGUAACAAGCACGAGAGGACACGAAAGAAUUGUUUCCAAACUCAUCAAGGCAGGAGCAAGUGCGGGCCGAGUUUCCGGAGGCUAUGGAACAGCCCUAUGGGCGGCAGCAGCAGGAGGGCAUACGCGCAUACUUGUAGUAAGGAGGCUAUUGAAAGAAGGCGCAGAUGCCAAUCUUCAGGCCGGGUGUUACAGCACGGCAUUGCGUGCUACAGCAUUUUAUUCCAACCAGACAAUUGCAGAGAUCCUCCUGAAUUCUGGAGCCGACGUUAAUGCACGGAGACUGUAUUUAGGUACAGCCUUGGACGCGGCUAACGAGAGGGAAAACCAGACUAUGAGGGCAUUGCUACUGGACCGCGGAGCGGGCUCAACCAUGGCCGGUACUCUUGAACCACCAGCAAAGCUUUUCCAAGAAUCAGAACUCAAACAGCUGUUCGGUAGGCCAUGGGAAGGGCGCUACUUUUACCAUGACUCCCUCAUCCCAACACACUCUGACAGCGUCUCUAUAAACCCAACCGCAGCCUCAAACUCAGAAAUCAUAUACUUCAACUUUAAGAUAGCACCAAUCUCGGAAGUAGACCAACGCAUAAGGAUAUCCUGCCGGGGAGCGGACGUCGUAGGGACCUGGGUUAUCGAAGGCGUAGUGCUGGAUGAUAGGCACAUAAACUUCCUAAAGAACUACAGCAACUACGAAUGCUUACGUUGGGAAUACGCGGGCCAGAUAUUUCUCGAACCGGAAAUAUGCAUCGGUGGGACGUGGGGAAACAAUGGCGAAUCAGGAACUUUUCUACCACGCCCCCAGCAGAUACGUAACGGGAAGGGGUCGGGAAUUAGUAGCGCGGGCACGACAUAG